Molecule: messenger RNA, 789 nt
Organism: Propithecus coquereli (Coquerel's sifaka)
Lineage: Eukaryota; Metazoa; Chordata; Mammalia; Primates; Indriidae
Gene: KLRG1
Product: killer cell lectin-like receptor subfamily G, member 1
Exons: 4
Coding region: 1-465 (154 amino acids)
Source: RefSeq, a predicted model, not a curated record
AUGACUGACGGUGUUAUUUAUUCCAUGUUAGAGUUUCCUACUGCAAGCCAAGCCCAGAAUGACUACAGACCACAGCAAGAAGGCUCCUCCGACUCCACUCGUGCCAGCUGCCCUAGCUGCCCAGACCUCUGGAUGAGAUAUGGUAGCCGCUGCUACUAUUUCUCAGUGGAGAAAAAGGAUUGGAUGUCUAGUCGGGAAUUCUGCUUAGCCAAAGAUGCACAUCUCCUUGUGUUUACGGACACCCAGGAAAUGAGCCUGCUCAAAGAUUUCGUCAAUAAGGACUUUCACUGGAUUGGCCUGAGGAACAGCUCUGGCUGGAGGUGGGAAGAUGGGUCAGCUCUGAACCACUCAAGGAUUCUUUCUAAUAGCUUGGUACAGAAAUGUGGUACCAUCAGCAAAGAUGGUCUCCAAGCCUCUAGCUGUGAAGUUCCUUUACAGUGGAUCUGUAAGAAGGUCAGACUUUGAUGGACACUCCGUUCUGACCCUCAGACUUGUCAUAUGUCCCUAAAAAGAGGGACCUGGCCACUGGGUGUUGAGAUAGCCACGAGUGUAUAUUUAGCAAAUGCUGAACUUUCUCAGAUAUGGCAUUAGAAGUAAGGUUAAUCCAGCCUCCUAGGGAUUGAUGCUUUACUAAUAGAUUCUCCUUGAGAAUAUUUGGAUAUUAUGUUAACAAUUUAAAGACCAGAUCUAGGCAUAUUUGUGAAAUCAAGUUUGUUUUUACUAUUUCUGCCUAGUAACUAAUGCUGCUUCUCUGAUCCCUACUCCCACCAUUCCUGUCAAAAAUAUGCC